This is a messenger RNA of Charadrius vociferus (killdeer), 1372 nucleotides long. RefSeq names its product mortality factor 4 like 1 (gene MORF4L1). Gene Ontology annotation, cellular component: NuA4 histone acetyltransferase complex; nucleus. The transcript has 13 exons. The record is from RefSeq and is a predicted model, not a curated record. The coding region runs from base 1 to 1053 and encodes 350 amino acids. NCBI's taxonomy places the organism in Eukaryota, Metazoa, Chordata, Aves, Charadriiformes, Charadriidae. Gene Ontology annotation, biological process: chromatin organization; regulation of DNA-templated transcription.
AUGGGGAAACAAUGUUGGGGUCUCUCUCUUCCUGACUUCAUUGAACCAGAAAUUUCAGGUGAACGAGUGCUUUGUUUUCAUGGACCUCUCCUUUAUGAAGCAAAGUGCGUAAAGGUUGCCAUAAAGGACAAGCAAGUGAAAUACUUUAUCCAUUACAGUGGUUGGAAUAAAAACUGGGAUGAAUGGGUUCCAGAAAGCAGAGUGCUCAAAUACGUGGAUACCAAUUUGCAGAAACAAAAAGAACUUCAAAAGGCCAAUCAGGAACAAUAUGCAGAGGGGAAGAUGAGAGGUGCUGCUCCAGGCAAGAAGACUUCUGGUCUGCAGCAGAAAAAUGUUGAAGUAUUUUUCAGACGAGAUGGAGCGCAUACUGUUUGCUGUUUGGAGACCCCUACAAUAUCGACGCGGAAAACAAAAAAGAACAAACAGAAAACUCCAGGAAUUGGAGAAGGGAGCAGUACCAGUGAGACACCUCAGCCUCCUAGGAAGAAGAGGGCUCGAGUAGAUCCAACGGUUGAAAGCGAAGAAACAUUUAUGAACAGAGUUGAAGUAAAGGUGAAAAUCCCUGAAGAGCUGAAACCAUGGCUGGUAGAUGACUGGGACUUGAUCACCAGGCAAAAGCAGCUCUUCUAUCUUCCUGCCAAGAAAAACGUUGACUCCAUUUUAGAGGAUUAUGCAAACUACAAAAAGUCACGAGGAAAUACUGAUAACAAGGAGUAUGCAGUCAAUGAAGUUGUGGCUGGAAUUAAAGAAUACUUCAAUGUUAUGCUGGGAACUCAACUACUGUACAAGUUUGAGAGGCCCCAAUAUGCUGAAAUCUUAGCAGAUCACCCAGAUGCUCCAAUGUCUCAAGUCUAUGGUGCCCCACACCUACUGAGGUUAUUUGUACGAAUUGGAGCUAUGCUUGCUUACACUCCUCUUGAUGAGAAGAGUCUGGCUUUGCUGUUAAACUAUUUGCAUGACUUCUUAAAGUAUUUAGCAAAGAAUUCCUCCGCAUUGUUUAGCGCCAGUGACUAUGAAGUAGCCCCUCCUGAGUAUCAUCGGAAAGCAGUAUAAUACUGUGCUGCUUUACAGUGAAGUGAUAAUUGGAUCCUUGGAAUACUGUCUACUUCUCCAUCUUGUUCUUCACCUUUCUAUUGCACAUGUCUCUAUUGCACAAAUUAUGUUAACAUAAAGUGAAUAAAGUUGUGUGUUUAAAACAGAACUGGCAUUUGCAAGUUCUGAAGAUGUCGUGUCCCGAAAUGGAAGCUUGGAGUUUAACGGGAACUCUUUGGUGUUUCUGGCUUGCUACUGUUGUUUGCAUCAAUGGAAUGUAAAAAGAAUGCGUUACGAUAUUUCAUUGUAUGGACUCUUCAGUGCUCGUGGGUCUGUUUUG